Molecule: messenger RNA, 2073 nt
Organism: Peniophora sp. CBMAI 1063
Lineage: Eukaryota; Fungi; Basidiomycota; Agaricomycetes; Russulales; Peniophoraceae
Source: the annotation of a GenBank genome assembly
AUGUCGCUGGCUGCCAUUAAAACCCGCGCCGCUAACCCCGCGCCUGCGCUUGUGCGCUCAAAACAUACCGUAGCCUCCUCCUCUUUCCUCGAGGCAAAAGCGCGUGUCCAAGACCGUGCACGGUCUAUCAGCCGCUCUUCUACGCAAAAUGCUGUCGUAUCUCAGGCCGUGCGGCCACCACCAGCGCCUGGCUUCCAGCAGCUCCCGACGCGGAAUAACGUUCCUUUUGCACCUUCGCAUAUCGGUCCUCACUCAGAUGCUCACCUGGACCACUCAUUUAUCGGGCUCUCUGGCGGCCAGAUCUUCCACGAGAUGAUGCUUCGACACGAUGUCAAGCAGAUCUUCGGUUACCCAGGAGGGGCUAUUCUGCCCGUAUUCGACGCAAUCUACAACUCCGAGCACUUUGACUUCAUUUUACCCCGCCAUGAACAAGGCGCCGGUCACAUGGCCGAAGGCUACGCCCGUGUGUCUGGCAAGCCCGGUGUCAUCCUCGUCACGUCCGGUCCUGGCGCGACCAAUGUCAUCACGCCUAUGCAGGAUGCGCUGAGCGAUGGUGUCCCCCUCGUUGUUUUCACCGGCCAGGUCGCAACUUCAGCCAUUGGUUCGGACGCCUUCCAAGAGGCCGACAUUGUUGGCAUCUCCCGCUCAUGUACAAAAUGGAACGUCAUGGUGAAGGAUAUCUCGGAGCUCCCAAGGCGGAUCAACGAAGCCUUCAAGAUCGCCACUUCCGGACGUCCCGGACCCGUGCUCGUCGACCUGCCCAAGGACGUCACCGCGGGCAUCCUCCGGACACCUCUGCCCUACAAAGCGACUACUCCGGGCAUCAACCUCGGCCUGCCCACAAAUCCCCUGUUGCCCUCAACCGAGUCCACGUUCGCGCAGCUUGACCUUCCCUCGCUGCGCCACGCCGCCAACUUGAUCAACGCUGCCGAAAAGCCCAUCAUCUACGCCGGCAAUGGUCUCCUCAACCAUCCCGAUGGCCCCAAGUUCCUCACACAGCUGGCGCAGAACGGCAACAUCCCCGUUACCACAACGCUGCAAGGUCUCGGUGCAUUCGAUGAGACCGAUGAGAAGUCGCUGCACAUGCUCGGCAUGCACGGUUCUGCAUACGCGAACAUUGCAAUGCAGCAGGCGGACGUGAUCAUCGCUCUGGGCGGCCGCUUCGAUGACCGCGUGACUGGCAAGAUUGACGCAUUUGCGCCCGCCGCCCGUGCUGCAGCAGCGUCUGGCCGCGGCGGCAUCAUCCACUUCGAGAUCCAGCCGAAGAACAUCAACAAGGUUGUUGACGCGACUGUGCCCAUCCUCGGCGACGUCACGCAGAACCUCUCCGCGAUGCUGCCCAUGAUCAAGCACGCACCUCGUGAGGGCUGGUUCAAGGACAUCCGUGGCUGGAAGGAGCGCUAUCCCUUCACCUAUAUCAAGAGCUCGCCGGAGAAGGGUGAGAAGAUGAAGCCUCAGGAGGUUAUCGAAGAGCUGGACGCUCAGUCGCGCGGUCGCAAGGAGGACGUCAUCAUCUCAACCGGUGUCGGUCAGCACCAAAUGUGGGCGGCACAGCACUAUCGCUGGACGCAACCUCGUUCGCUGGUCACAUCCGGCGGUCUCGGGACGAUGGGCUUCGGCCUUCCUUCAUGUAUCGGCGCCAAGGUCGCUGCGCCCAAUAAGAUUGUUGUCGACAUUGACGGUGACGCGUCAUUCUCUAUGACCGCCAUGGAGCUCCAGACCGCCUCGCAAUACGGGAUUGGUGUCAAGGUCAUUGUCUUGAACAACGAGUUCCAGGGUAUGGUCUUGCAAUGGCAAGACUUAUUCUACGACAAGCGAUACUCUCACACGCGCAUGACGAACCCCGACUUCAUCCGCUUGGCCGAGGCCAUGGGUGUGCACGCCAUCCGCGUACACAACGCAAGCGAACUUCCGGCCAAGAUGAAGGAGUUCCUCGAGUAUGAUAACUCGAAGCCUGUGCUCAUGGAGUGCAUCGUGGAGACGAAUGAGCACGUGUACCCGAUGGUGCCUGCCGGCAAGGCCCUGCAUGAGCAGGUGCUGCACCCGUCAUAUGCGGAGAAGAAAAGCGCAUGA